This is a messenger RNA of Lytechinus variegatus (green sea urchin), 2958 nucleotides long. Its product is annotated as cell adhesion molecule 1-like. The coding region runs from base 527 to 2092 and encodes 521 amino acids. NCBI's taxonomy places the organism in Eukaryota, Metazoa, Echinodermata, Echinoidea, Temnopleuroida, Toxopneustidae. The transcript has 3 exons. The record is from RefSeq and is a predicted model, not a curated record.
CAGACAAAUUGACGGUGCGCCGCACGCUUUUGUCGCGUCGCACUCAGUACAUCGUGAUCGUGCUAGAUUGGUAGUUGGAAAAGUCUCUCUUUGUGGAUCCUACUAGACUUGCACUUAUAUGAGCUGCUGCUUACUUGGAAUACUCUCGAGAUAUAAAAACAUACCUUGGAUAAGUUCAUUGUGCACUAAUGUCCUGAUUGAUAGCUCAUUCCAUUGUGUCUUGAUUCAUUUUUCCGUGUUUUCAAGCACUGAUAUCUGACUGUAUUUUUGCCAUACAAUGAUCGGCAGGUAUUCUACUUUAUUAAGAUCGCAUCGUGAGGGAGUAGCCGAGAUGGAAGGUGUAGUUCAGGACACAUCGGAUACCAGUCACUAGAUCAAACAUUCCAUAACGAUUCUUCCAGGCGAGUGCUUGCCAUCAUCCGAGAAAAAAAAAUACGGCUACACACCCCUGGCUGGCUGGCGUCAUCCGCCCGUGGCGGUGUCACCAAGACUUUGAAGGUUUCUGUUCAACCCGACGUGACGCAGCAUGAUGGAGACACUGUUUCCUUGUCUUAUCCUGAUGUCUUUAUUUCUUGCGAGUGACGUCGCUUCUCAGUUGGUCGACCACUCAACGCCAUUGGCCACUGCUCUGCCACCAGAACACCUAUUGAGCAGCGAAACUGAUAGUGCACUCGUAGCCGCUGAAGCCACGAGGGGUGAUGGGGUGGUAGAUGAAAGAACUAGCAUGGAUCGUACACAUGAAGCUGCAGAGACGACGAUCCCGAACAGGACAUUCAAAUCAACGUCAGUGCAGAGCGUAAGUAAGGUCCACAUGGGUUGGCCAACAGCUUCUGCAAGUACAAACUUUACUGCUGGGGAUGCAAUCAAAACGUAUUUAGUAGGGUCUGAUCCUGCCGAAGGGGACACCAUAACUUUGAGUUGUGUUGUGUUAGAUCCAACCAUCUUGACUGUGUCGUGGUACAGAAUAGAGAGGUUGAGUACACAUGAUAUCCUUGCCCCUGCUGCGGAUGUUCAACGCAUGUCAAUAUUGCUUGAUUCCUCCGACGAUGCGCGUCGUGUUUUUAAUCUGACCAUCGAAUAUUUGCAUAGUGAAGAUAGUGGUGAGUACACAUGUCGAGGCAUUAACCGUCCUGGUGCUGUCGCAACCCUGGACAUCACGGUGAGGUACAUACCUGAGUUGCACUAUCCAGAGUGCUACUUGAACGGUAAAAGACAAGCAGUUGUGAUGGAGGGCGAUACUUUAAAAUUUGAGUGUAGUUCGGAGAGAGGAAUCCCUCCGUGGCAUUUGAUUUGGUUUCGACAACUCAAUAAAAGCAUCGAUGUGAUAACCACGUCAAUCGAAGAUCGAUCAGAAAUGAUUUUUAGCGAACACUCAGUCAUCGCUACACGCGAAUUAACUGGUGCCACGUACAUGUGCUCCUUGGUAUGUUUAUCACAUGAGUGCCUCAAGGCUAACAAUAAUGGCCCAAGGAACUGCAAUAUCGGGCCCUUGAUUGUCAAUGAGCGUCCGCAACCCACUACGCCAGAGAUCAUCACCAUCGACCCCGGUAUGCCGAUCGCCUCCGAGGGUGAUGACAUCGAGUUCGAUUGUUCAACGACGCUCGAGAACGGUAACGCGGUCUGGUUUCCAGUUGGCGGCGAUCCACCGCCCGAUGACCAUAUCAUUAUUUCCGAUGGCGGCUCGCACAUGUCCAUCAGGAACGUGCAGGUCAACGAUACCGACUUAAUGGCAUGCGGGGUUUUCUGCCAGGAGAAACUUGUCACCGUUCGGCAUGCCAAUUUUGAGAUACUUCGUAAACCUACAACUACAUCCGAACCAACGACGACAAAAACUACGACGUCGUCGUCAACGACGGCAUCGCUAGCAGCAGUAUUACCUGUCACAGACAGACUAGGAAACGAUGCAGGGGAUCGGGAUAGACGGAAAAAUGAAGAGAUUCAGGCGCAAAGAAGAGUAAAAAUCGGCACACCUUUAACACUUAUUUUCAUGCUUGUAAUAUUAAUAGUACUCUUGGUCAUCGUUGUGCGACUCAGAAGACAUUCAUAUCAAAGAGCGGCAACAGAGCCACCAGAUUUAGGCUAUACAGUAUGACGGAGAGUGACUACAACAACAAAUUGAAAAAAACUGUUAUUAUUGUCUUUAUAUAUUACGAAAGACCUACUUGGUUGUGAGGGAACCUGCGCAAUAAUGGUGUGUGAAUAUGCAUUGGACAUUGCCAGUUUAAGGAGACGCUUACCAGAAAGAUUAUUAAAAUGAAUUUCAGAGUAUUUUGAAACGUAUUAAAAACAUCAUGUUUGGAAACUGAUCUGAACUGAGCUUUUGCUCACGAUUUACUUUUCAACAUUAUCUUGAAUCCUUGAUACCAUUUAAUCAUAACUCGGUUUUAACCUCGAUGUAUACAAGAUUGUAAUUCAACAAAAUCAAGAAUGUUUGAUUGGAAGUCAUCACCAUCAACUGAUAUUUCAUUCAAGUCUUUACUAACAUGUAUGUCUCAAUUAGAGACAAUCCAUUUAUCGUUAUUAACUCAAAUGUUUUCUACCUUACAGCCACAAUAAUGAUGAAAAAUUAGUCGGAGAUGACAGUUGAAUUCAGAUCUAUUCUGGAAUGACAAGCCCUUUACGUCCUCGCGUUUUAGAAUACCACGAAUUUCCAACUUGCGAAACAUCGAAAUUGAAUUUCUUGUAUUAACAGAAAUCACGAAUCAAGUAUCUAAUACUACAACCUCAUUUCUUAAUGUCAUAAAUGGUACUUCGUGGUGUCAUUUACUAGGACCAAAAAUCUCGAAAUUUGAAUUUCUCUGCCAGAGAUUCAGGGCCACAUGACAUUAUAGCUAUCAAUAAUCAUGAUAAUAACCAUCAAUUUUAUUCGUGUUUCUGAUUUUCAAUAGAAUAAUACCAUACAGUUGACAUUAAUUGUACUAUAUAAACUAUGUCUUAUGUUCAAGAGCAAGAAGUUUC